Molecule: messenger RNA, 783 nt
Organism: Trichomonas vaginalis G3
Lineage: Eukaryota; Parabasalia; Trichomonadida; Trichomonadidae
Exons: 1
Coding region: 1-783 (260 amino acids)
Source: RefSeq, a predicted model, not a curated record
AUGUCCUACCACUCUAAACUUGAGUUACAAAGAUUUCUCAAUCAGACGAGUAUUAACUAUAGUAGGGGCGAUUCUGAUAGUUUAAAACGUUGCUUAUCUCAUUUUAUUAAUCUCAGAAGGGAUUUUGAAACAUUCCGCAGAGAGAAUCUUCAUAAAACACCUGAUGUAAAUAUAUACCAUUUUGUACAGUUUUUGGCUUUACACGGCCUUACAACACGCUUACCUCGUGAGGCCGAUAGAUUUAAAUUUGUUCUCAAUCUGGCUAUUCAACAACAAUGGUGUGAUAAUUUAGUAAACAUAUUCCAAUACGUAAAAUUCACACCAAUGGCCAAUGUUCAGAGAUGCCUUCUUCAUCCAACAUUUUCACUUUUUGAGGGAUUCUGUUUAGUUCACCAAAUGGCUCUUGAAAAUUGUCUAUAUCAAAAUAUAGUCAAUAUUAUUCCCCAAUUUGAACCAUUUAUCCUUUCUUACAUUACAUUCUACCAUUAUCAAGAUACAACAAUAGUAAUUACAUAUACAAAAGAACGUAAAAAGAAUCGAAUGAUACAUAAAUACAUAUGCAUAAACGAUGACAUCUGGAUAUACGGUAAUACAAAGAUUCCACUCAUCAAAGCGAAGUUUUGUUCAGAUUUCCUCCAAAAGGAAACCGCUCAAACAGAAAUAACCGAUCCUUCAUAUUUAGCAAUUGAUUCAAAGAUUGAUAAAGUUAUUUCAGAAAUUCAAGAAACUGCACCAUCCGAUUCUGAGUUCGAAAUCUUUUCGAACGGAACGAUUGUUUGGUAG